AUGCUUACGCACGUCUUUGUUUCCGGGUGCAUUCUAGACGAGUUCUCUUAUAAAGAUUGUUAUCGUAAGUUAUCAAAAAUUAUUUAACAUUUACGUGCUGUUUUACACUCGAGAGUCUGUGCCGUUGUCACGGUAACGGUUAAAAACCUAGUAUCGCGCAUGCGCACUGCGAUCCUCAGCUGCACCGGGCAGGAAACAGAGCGAGGGAAAGUUUUCCGCCUGUUUUGUUGUGUCCCUGAAAUUCAACACACGCUUUCUUUUUUUAACUUUUAACCGCAAUGAGACGAACAAGGUCCUCUAGGGAUAAGAGUCAAAGUGCUCCAGAAAACGCUGAAGUCCAGUCAGGAGCAGGUAGGUGUUAUAAUGCUUAUAUAUAGAUAUGGAUAGCUGUGGGUUAGCUGCAGUACAUGUGGACAUGUCAGGGCAAAGGAGGACAGGAAAAUACUGGCCUAUUUUAUUCGUUUUAAUCACUUCUUAAAGCAGCAAGACUAACAUUUUAUUAUUUAAACACUUCUUUAAAAUGCCCGGUUUUAUUUUAGUUCCAUAUUUGCUAUGUAGUGUUAGCUUUUGUUUGAACAAUUUGGGCAGGAUGAUAUAGCCUGAUACAGUGGCAUGGUUGUAUUAUGAUGAAUUAAAAAUCAGAUUCUAGGGUAGUUUGGAAACUUUGACAUGAUGUAUAAAAUACAAAAAUAAUCUCAGGAUCUGUGUACAACAUGUGGUCAAAAUACACAAGAUGAAAAACCACAACUAUGUCAGAGAGGUUUCAAGCUGUCAGAGAUUUAUGUGCAGUUUUAGAUUCAAAGUAUUGAUAUCACUGGAGUUAUUAUAACAACAGGUAGAAAGGCAUUAACUUUCCCACCCUCUCUGUGUGUGUGUCUUAAAUCAGGGUGGCAGUGGAUGGGAGAUGAUGGACAGUGGAAACCAUACCAGCCCUCAGUCUGUGCCCUUCUGGACUCAGCUGUCUCUGCAGGACAAACUUCUGCCACCCUGACUCUGGGUGCAGGGACAGCCUAUGAGGUCGACCUAAAGAAGAUGGUCCAGAUUAACCCUGUCACAAAGUACAAGAGGAAAAUUCGCUUUCAGGCUGUAAAACCAGGUAUGUGUGUUUAUCUGUGUUACCUAUGAUGCCUUAUUUCUCUUUAGUUCUCCCCAGAUCCUUUGCAAUUCGCAUACAGGAAAACUAGAUCUUUGGAGGAUGUUAUCUCUGUUGCUUUGAUUUUUUGCCGAUGUACAUUUAGACACAGGAAAUGCUUAUGUGAGAAUGCUUUUUAUACACUUUAACUCUGCUUUUAACACUAUUAUUCCCUGUGUACAGCCUAAAUAACCUCCAGCCUCAGGGGUGUUCUUAAUUUCAUGUUGUGUCUGAGCACUUUGGGCCAAAUAGAAGUUUUUAAAUAUUUUUAUUAUCUUUAUUACUUAUUAUUAUUAUUACUUGCAGUGUCCUUCUAUGCUUAACUUUAACUGUAAUUUUGACUCACCUUAUUCUGUGUUUCUAUGUAACUUGCUUUGUUUGUCUUUGUUGUCUUCUCGCAAACACUUUCCAAUGUGCUUUUUUUCUGCAAAUGGCAAAUAAAUGACUCUGACUCUGAUUUUCUACCCCAAUACUUUUUCAUUUUUGAAUCUUUGCACCUAACAACCUUUCCAUGCUGAUUUGAUUUGUCAUUGAUUGUUUUAGAUUUGAGAAUUUAAAUUAAAAAUAAGUUAUGUUUGUUUCCAGAGAGUGCAGAUGAUGCUGGUGACUCAACCGCUCUCAAUGGGAUGCCUGCUAAAGUCAAAGAGGAAGAGGAGGAGGAGAAAGAGCAACCUGCAGCAAAGAGGAAAAGAGGGCAAAGCAAAAAGGAGAGUCAGAUAAAAACAGAAGAAACACCCAAAGAAGAAGUAAAAAGUGAAGGUAAAGUACUGUAGGUGUAAUGUUCAGAGAUGUUGUUUGUGGUUUCUGAAGAAGAGGAACUUUCCUGUUAUUCAUUUUGGUUAUUAGUUAGCUUCAGUUACGGUUUGUCUCUGCUCUCUGGUUGUUAAACAAAAGUUGUGAAGACAGUGGUCAUGAAAGGAAAAGCCCCGGUGGACUCUGAAUGCAAAGCCAAACUCGGGAAGGUACUGCAUCUCUGAUGUUUUCAUACUUAUUUGCAUAUUGAGAAGAAAAUGAUUUUAAUGUCAGAAAAAUACCUGAAAAAAAGUGGGAAAGCACUUUUUUUCGUUUCACUUUGUUUUGUUUUUAACAAAUUUUCUAUUUCUUCUUCAGGCCCAUGUGUACUGUGAACAAAAGGAUGUUUACGAUGUGAUGCUAAACCAGGUACAGUAUUUUAAAUACUUAAUUACAAGAUGACUCAAAUGGGUCUUCCACAUGAGAUUACAAUUCUUGAACUGAUAGGAAGGAAUUUACACCUGUGACAAAAGUCUGGUUUCUCUUUAGGAACCAUGAGUAUGCAGCUUCUUUGCUGCUUUUGAAACUAUAAGAAAAUAACAGAUAAUGAGGAAAGAGUUAAAACUAUUAGAUUAACUUUCAUCUAAUUUUAAACAUCCUUUUUGUGGGUCAAAGAUAAAUGUUCGGCUUAAAUCAAAUACUGUCUUUUCUGUUUUGUAGACAAACCUUCAGUUCAACAACAACAAGUAUUACCUGAUCCAGCUGUUGCAGGAUGACAACUCCAAGUCUUACAGUGUGUGGAUGAGGUGGGGCAGAGGUGAGUUUUUGUGCCUGUGAUCCGAAUUAAAAUUUGUUGAAUGUUGAUUUUACACAUGAAAACAACAACAUUCUUCUGUUUGGAGUAUUUUUUUCUACCAUCUCUGUCUAAUUGUGUGUUUUUUUAAGUGGGGAAAGUGGGUCAGAACAGCCUGACCGCCUGUGGUGGAGACCUGCUGAAGGCCAAAGAUAUCUUCAAGAAAAAGUGAGAUUGUGGUCUUGAAUAAAUGUAACCAAAUGUGUUAAAUCCAUGUGAGGGAAGCCAAACUUAGAGACUUUGUUUUUCUCUACAGGUUCCUCGAUAAGACCAAGAAUGAGUGGGAAGAUCGGGGAUGUUUUGAGAAAGUAGCGGGGAAAUACGACCUGGUGUUCAUGGACUACAGCACCGAUGAAAAGGCAAACAAAACAUCUUGAUAAUCCUUACAUGUGAAGGAGAUUAUACUGAGUUGAAGGUGAGGUCCGUCAUUGUAAAUCAUACCAAAUAUUCUUGACUGUUCCAGGAGGAGAACCAGACCACAAUAGAUGCUGUACCCAAAAAGAGGACCUCAAAGCUGGAUGUGAAGAUCCAGUCGCUCCUGGAGCUGAUCUGUGACCUCAAAGCCAUGGAGGAGUGUGUGCUGGAGAUGAAGUUUGACACCAAGAAAGCUCCUCUCGGUCAGUCCGACUGAAUCAAAACAACAACAGGAAAUACACAAUAAUCUCCUGUCACACUUUCACUGUUAAGUCUCGAAAUUUAACUUCUGCUAAGAGUUUUUGAAUCAAUUUUUUCAAGUUCAGUGUUUCUCUGUCCCCCUGCAGGGAAGCUGACCUCGGAGCAGAUCAAAGCAGGCUACACCGCGCUGAAGAAAAUCGAAGACUGUCUAAAGACGAAGAAGGGCAGCAGUCGGGAGCUGCUGGAAGCGUGCAACCAGUUCUACACCCGCAUCCCUCAUGACUUUGGGUGAGUAAUAUGCAGCUGCACAGUGAGAAGGUUGGAAAAAGAAGCAGCAAGUUUUUCUAAAAAUCUGAAAUUCUCCAGGUUGAGGACACCUCCGCUCAUUCGCACAGAAGAGGAGCUGAAGGAGAAAAUAGCUCUGCUAGAGGUAACAGCCAUUCAUCAACAUCUAGAACACCUGUUCUGGUAUUCUGCUUAGUGUUUUGGUUCAGUAUCUUCAUAUUUUAUUCUGUCUUAUGUCUGUUUUCAGGCUCUGAGUGACAUUCAAAUCGCUGUCAAAAUGGUGAAGUCCAGUGCAGACGGUGAUGAGCAUCCUCUGGACAGACAGUACCUCUCACUAAAGUGCCAGCUGCAGUCCGUGGACUCCAGCACUGAGGAGUUCAAGGUUUGUGACUGACUGACUGCUUAUAGUAAUUACAGUAAAAUAUUUAAAGGUUUAUCAGCCGGGACUGAUGAUCUAUAGGAUGCAUCUAUUAUUAGAUUUCAUUAUGAAACCUCUCAGAUCAUAAAAGCAGCAAAGUUAUGAAAUGACAAAGAGCUGCAGGGAAGUUAUGCUGCGAUAGUGCAAGUGGAAGCAGAAGUGAAAACAGCAAUUUGGAGCCACAUAUGAUAGUAACAAUAAUAAAGAUCAUUUCUUGAGUUCAACUUUCAUCGCCAAAUGUUUAAUAAUUGUAUAUAACAGUUUUAAAAGCUAAAGUUUGAAUUAUUGAAGUUUCUUUUCUCUCCACGUGAAGGUGAUCGAGAAGUAUCUCCAGUCCACUCAUGCGCCCACCCACUCCGACUACACCAUGACUGUCCUGGACAUCUUCUCGGUGGACAGAGAAAGCGAGAGGGGCAACUUCAACUCACAGUUACACAACAGGUGAGACAUUAAAACUGCAUAAAUAUGACUUUUAAAUCUUCUCCUUUUCACUGUUUCAUUUGUUCCUGCGGUGACGUAAACAAAGACAUGGUCUAUAGUGGAGUCUUGUUAUAAUCCUCUACCUGUCUCUGUCUGACAGGACUCUGCUGUGGCACGGUUCUCGACUUUCCAACUGGGUCGGCAUCCUCAGUCAGGGGCUCCGAGUGGCUCCACCUGAAGCUCCAGUCACUGGUUACAUGGUAGGACGACUGAUUGGUUGAUAUUUCAUUGAUAUUAUUGCUUUUGAAGCUCUUUGAACCACACGUGGAACAGAUUUAGUUUUUCUAAGAGAUACUGAUUAUCCAUUAGGGAAUAAAAUAAUCAGUAUGGUGAUACGUACGUACGUAUGGUGAUAUGUAUGGUGAUUUCCCUGUUUAUCUUCCGUCUAGUUUGGCAAAGGCAUCUAUUUUGCUGACAUGUCAUCAAAGAGUGCCAACUACUGUUUUGCGAGCCAGAGUAACAACAAUGUCGGACUGCUGCUUCUGUGUGAGGUGAGCUGGUUUUAUUUUUGUUCAGUGGUUUUAUUUUUUUUUAUUUCUCUCCUGUCAGAAUUAUUUUAAAGCAACUCAGAGUCAAGGCUGUUCAUGAUAUGUCAUAAAAGAGUUAAAACCUAAGAAAAGAAAGAAAACUCUCCCUGACUGAGAGCUGAGCGGUCAGCUGGAGGUGAAUCAGUAGCAGCGGUGCUUACCGUCUUCUUACCCGACGAGCUUCUUCUUCAGCCCCCAUGACCUGCCAGCUCCAUCUGGUGGGUUUCGUUCAGGGUUUUAGGGUGUUGGUGGAGAGCUGGUGUGAGCGAUGGUGGGUGUAAAAAAUACAUGGGCCAAACUUUAGGAUAAUGUCUUUUUGGUAUUUUAAGCCUCCAUCUGAUAUGCAAGCAAAAAUUAGUCUUCUCAGCAUCUCUGUCCUUGACUCCACAGCUACUGAGUUCCCGCUCUCUGUUCAGGUGUUCCCAAUUCCACAAUCAACAGGUUUUCAUACAAAGUGACAAGAAAUGACGUGUCCUCGUUGACCUGGUUCGCUGGGAUUUGUAGUCCUUAUCUCCCUUUGGGUUCACCCGAUAAAUGCAUAUUUACAAUGCUGCACCUCUGGUUAACCAGCUUAUAGUUACAGGGAAAAGAAAAGUAAGAAAGAAAAGAUCCUAAACCUAUCAGUGAGAGAAUAUCUUUAUCUCUAUAUAUCUAUGUAUAUAAUAGAGUACCAAACAAUAAACACAAUUUAAGCUUUCAUACUCCGAUGUCCACAAGUAUGUUACUUGCUGUCGUAUCCUGUCAUGUUUGACUCGGUGAAUACUUUCUUAGCUUAAAGCCGAUGUGUAGACAGACGUCAGACUUAUUUACUAAAGUGAAAAAACUUUCUAAAACUCCUGAAAAGACUCUACAAACUCUGGUUUGUCUCCUAUGACAACAACACUUUACCCUGAAGUAUCUUUUGUUUAUCUUAAUGAUCAGAAUCUCUCUGGUUGUAAAGUUUAAAGGUUAUAAAUAGUGUCUUCAGGUAAUUACUGACUGCUUUCAUUUAAUCAAAGUGUUUCAUGAUGCAUCUAAAUGAAUUUCUGUGUUUUGUUUUUGUUUGAUAAUCUGAAGAGAGAAAACUAACUUUUUGCCAUUAAGUUAAAAUUUAACUUCAAAACUUCCAGACUGAAUUAGAAAAGAUGAUCUUUUUCUGCUAUUUUAAAAAGGAGAGGGACUUUUUAUGGAAAUACACUAUAAUAAUAAUCAUACAGGAACAUCAGUAUGGACAUAUAGCAGCACUGUUAACAAAGAUGUAUAACUAUAGAUGCUGUAAAAAAAAAGUAAAGCACACCUGCUUUGAUAAGUAUUAGGAUGAUCAUCCUUCUUUAUACUUUUACUUCACUUUUCAUUGUGUUUCUUGUAUCUGACUACAUUUUUUUCAUCUUUUUACACACUCUCUGUUGUUGUAGUUUACUCAAGGGUUCCUGUCUCUCCAGUAUUUGGCGCUGUCAGGCUGUUUAUUCCACUUCUUCUAGCUCUGCCAAGUCCACAGCUCACAUUAACCACAAAACCAACAUGAUUUGAACAGAUAUGGUGCAACGCUCGUGUCAUUGUCCUCACUCUGUGUGUGUCUGUGUGUGGUCGCAGGUCGCUCUGGGUGACUGUAAUGAGCUGCUGGACGCCGACUACGAGGCCAAUAAUCUGCCCGCUGGAAAACACAGCACCAAAGGCCUGGGACAGACCGGACCUGACCCCAAAAACUCUGUCACUCUGUUAGUCCGCGGCACUACACACUCGCACAUUUCAUACAGGCUGGAGAUCGAUCUGACUGUGUGAAUCAUUAGAUUAUCUGAGAGAGAGGAGAGGAAUUAACGAGCUGGUCAGCACAUAAACAUCAGAAGUAAAUCUGCUUUGUGUGAAACAACCGAGAUGAGUUUGUUUGGGGUGCAAAGUCAGGCGAAAUGAAGCUGUUUCUUUAUUUCUUAUCCUUCUCAAAGUAAUGUUUGUUAGAUCGAAGCAUCAUUUAGCUCAGAAAUCCACGAAAUUACCACAGCUGUUUAUCAAAUCUAAGUAGCCCCUUUGGUUCAGGGCCGUUUUGGAGCAACAUUUGAUGGUUUAAAAGCAGAAAGAGGCCGUUUGAAGUGACAGCAUUCGAGUGAAGUCCAAAUAUCAAACGCUGAUCUUUGUUUGCUCUGCGCUGACUCACUCGUUAAUGGACUGACCUCCAUUUGCUCUCGUUUGUUCUCUGCCCUCUCUACCGCUCUGCUGCCUCUUCUCUGUGGAUUUCACAACAUGAAAAAUAAUCAUGAUUUAUUACGUAAGAGUCACUGGAGUGGGGACAACCUCUGAUUUCAGCCGGUGAUGUCCUUCAGAUUUAAUUGUAAUGCUUCGUGUUUGCUUCAGAGUUAGUUUAUCUUCAACAGAGCUGGGAUCAUCGGCUCAUGGGGACUUAAUUUUGGGCAGUUUUUAAGAUCUGUGUGUUUCAGUGACAUUUUUAACAUAAAUGCAAGAAUUUUAUGUUAGAACUUUGGUUUUUCUGACAUUUGCAAACUAAAAACAAUCCCAUUUUGAACACAAUUUCUAGAUUAGAUCUGCACUCUUCUGUUCAUUUCAGUCUUGUGCCGCCUGGAUCAAAAGUAGAAUUUCUCUCAGAUCUGGAUCUACAGCUAGUGUGAACUUUCUGACUGUGUUAAAAUGCCCUUCAGACAAAAGUAACCUUUGAUUUUUAUCCCCCCCCCGUCUCUGUCUCAGGGAUGGUGUGACGGUGCCGAUGGGACCGGGCGUGAAGACGAAGGUGGCUCGAUCCAACGCUUACUCCCUCCUCUACAACGAGUUCAUCGUCUAUAACCCGGCGCAGACGCGUAUGAGGUACCUGCUGAGGAUCAAGUUCAACUACUCGUCUCUGUGGUGAAGCUGUGAGGAGUCUGGAGAGCUCGCAGGUCUGAGUCAGAUACUCUCUUUGUAAAGUCAGGGUUCAGCUCCUGGUGCUUGGAAGUUUAAUACAGAAGUUUGCUGCACUGUAAGAUUGUAAUGGUUAUCAACUAUUUUGCUUCUUCUUAAACAGGAGGGUCAGCAUUGAACAAGAUAUUUGAUACCUAUAGGGUUAAAAAAUUGUCCGAUUCUUCCUUUUUUUGGGUUUACAGACAAAACAAUUUGUGCAUUUAUUAGGAGCAUCACAGUCGUGUCCACAGUGGGGUUUAUCAUAUCUGAUGGGAAGUGUUAAUUUUUCAUUUUAAAGACAGAACUGCUCGUAAUGUCCUCUUAUUGUCUUGAAAUCUGCUCCUUUUGAGGCAGAAAUUGUCCAAAGUUUUCCUGUUAUUGCUCGGUUAGUUUUGAGGUUUAUCGUCCUGCUGCAGGAGCUGAGUUCAGCUGUGAUGGUUGACGAAGGGUCCAUGUGAACAGAGUGAAAACACGCAGAAGAUUUUGCACUAUUUUUAUCCUGUUUCUUUAUAUUUUGUACACCCUGAUAUCGAUGUAAGCUGCAUUGCACUAAAAUGCAUGUUAUAAAUGAAAAUAUGCCUUUUUUUUCUCUCUGCUUUGGUCGUGAUAUAAAAAAACGCCUUAUACAUAUGUUGGAUUUGUGUGUCUGUUUUUGGAAAUAAGACUUUAAACUGCACAACUGACAGAACAUCAUUGCCUGUAGCCUACUAAUAUGAGAAAAAAAAAUUUAAACUGCUUGUUUGUUUGUUUUUUAAAAAUGACGUGUCAAAUAUUUUUAAACAUUAAAUAAAAAAUCCAAAAUUGUAAAGCUGUUUUAAUAUUUUUUCUGUUUAUUUAUGUUGAUUUAAAACAGACAGAAAGAAGAGAUUUAAAAGGAACAUACAGGAAAAUAACAAUAAAAGGACAUUUUCUUUGUGGGUAUAUCUUAGAGUGUGUGUGUGUGUUUGUGUUUGUGUGUGUUUGUUCAGUUUCACCUCCUCCCCAUCAGGUAGAGGAAGAUGAGCACUAUGUCCAGGUAGAUGAUGAGAGCGGCGUAGAUGUACUCUUCAGGAUCGGCGCGGUGACUCAUCGACCCCGUCAGCAGCUGGACGUCGAUCAUCAGGAACUGAAACAGGACCCGAGAGAAAAAAGGUGGAGAUGUAAGAUCAAGUUUACAGUCAGCUGCUGCAGAUUUAGUCUACUUGUUCUAACUCUGUCAAGUUUAGACUCGAUAUAGAGCAAGUUUUCUUAAAAAGAAAGCAACACAUAAGAAACCAUUUAAAACUAAUAAUAAAAAUGAGGCGUGUCCCGAUACACCCCUCUUACUUCCCAUAUGAUACCAAUAUUGUAGCCUCCAGUAUUGACCGAUACCAAUAUUGAUAAAACUGUUGUUGUGAUUAUGUGGGUUCUGCAUGCUGGAUCCAGUAGCUGCUAGCUAGAGGUGCUGGAGCGGAGUUGGGAAUGGACUGCUUGUAUUGGAGUGUUGAUAUCGGAGAUUUUAGAUGCAGGCCGAUAUAAUCCGAUAUUCGUUUUUUGCUGAUAUCAGACCAAUAUUCAAUAUCGGAUCAGGACUCCCAAUGCCACUAUUUUAGCUUCAUAAAGAAACAUUAUCGUAGACUGUUUCCUCACCUUCCGAAAUCAUGUUCAGAGCUUUAUAGAUGUUAAUUUCUACUCUGUUUCUGUUUUAAAGCAGUUUGGAUGAAAAAAAACAUCCAAACACACCCAUGAUUAACAAAAUUAAGUGCGCAAUCAUCUUAUCGUAUGUUGGAAAGUCGUAGUUGUAGAAGUAAUCGGACAUGAUUUAAGGAGUGGAGUUGUUAUGACGGUGCAGUUUAACCCCUCACCAGUGAAAACAGCUUCUUCUCAAACAGGAGGGUCAGCAUUGAACAAGAUAUUUGAUACCUAUAGGGUUAAAAAAUUGUCCGAUUCUUCCUUCUUUUGGGUUUACAGACAAAACAAUUUGUGCAUUUAUUAGGAGCAUCACAGUCGUGUCCACAGUGGGGUUUAUCAUAUCUGAUGGGAGUGUUAAUUUUUCAUUUUAAAGACAGAACUGCUCGUAAUGUCCUCUUAUUGUCUUGAAAUCUGCUCCCUUUGAGGCAGAAAUUGUCCAAAGUUUUCCUGUUAUUGCUCGGUUAGUUUUGAGGUUUAUCGUCCUGCUGCAGGAGCUGAGUUCAGCUGUGAUGGUUGACGAAGGGUCCGUGUGAACAGAGUGAAAACACGCAGAAGAUUUUGCACUAUUUUUAUCCUGUUUCUUUAUAUUUUGUACACCCUGAUAUUGAUGUAAGCUGCAUUGCACUAAAAUGCAUGUUAUAUAUGAAAAUAUGCCUUUUUUUUCUCUCUGCUUUGGUGGUGAUAUAAAAAAACGCCUCAUACAUAUGUUGGAUUUCUGUGUCUGUUUUUGGAAAUAAGACUUUAAACUGCAUAACUGACAGAACAUCAUUGCCUGUAGCCUACUAAUAUGAAAAAAAAAAUAUUGAAUUGCUUGUUUUUUUUUUUUAACAAUGACGUGUCAAAUAUUUUUAAACAUUAAAUAAAAAACCCAAAAUUGUAAA
Messenger RNA from Xyrichtys novacula (pearly razorfish), 10438 nucleotides. The record is from the annotation of a GenBank genome assembly. Lineage: Eukaryota; Metazoa; Chordata; Actinopteri; Labriformes; Labridae.